Trichomonas vaginalis G3 is the source of this 279-nucleotide messenger RNA. RefSeq lists its product as uncharacterized. The record is from RefSeq and is a predicted model, not a curated record. The transcript has a single exon. NCBI's taxonomy places the organism in Eukaryota, Parabasalia, Trichomonadida, Trichomonadidae. The coding region runs from base 1 to 279 and encodes 92 amino acids.
AUGUAUAGACAAAUACCUUUAUCUGUUGCGUUCAGUAGUGAAAACCCUGACGUCAAAAUAAAGGGGAACAGAGUAACGUUUAAGUUUCCAACAGACUGGAUUGUGAACAUAAAUGAAGAGAAGUACAUUGGCAUAACAUCUAUGUAUAUAACACGUGCUUUCAGAAAGGUUGACUUUAUACUUCAAGUCGAGAUAGAAAAUGACGAACAGUCUUUAAGCGCCCAAACAUUCACAUAUACAAAUACUUUAAAGACGAUACAACAUUGUUGCAAUGUAUGA